Molecule: messenger RNA, 1380 nt
Organism: Malus domestica (apple)
Lineage: Eukaryota; Viridiplantae; Streptophyta; Magnoliopsida; Rosales; Rosaceae
Product: hypersensitive-induced response protein-like protein 1
Source: RefSeq, a predicted model, not a curated record
AGUGCCGAAUUAUCGGUAUAUAACUCAUUGACCUUUUAAGUUAUCUUUACUGUGUCCCGACCCCACUUAGUUGGAUAAGACUUCGUUGUUGUUGGUAUUUCUUUAUUGCGUCUAAGGUUUUGGACUGCGGUCUUUUUGAAGAGAUUUACAAGUCUAUAUUGUCAGAAUCUUUAUAUAUCUAACCUUGUUUGGGUCAACUCAUUCCUAUCUUUCUUCCUUCUUCCCUGCCUCUCUUGUCCUCCUCUUCUGUUAUACUAACUGUAACUCGGAGAGAACAUGGGUAAUCUAUUCUGUUGUGUUCAAGUUGAUCAAUCCACGGUAGCUAUAAGGGAAAGAUUUGGAAAGUUUGUGGAUGUUCUUGAGCCAGGAUGUCAUUGCCUGCCUUGGUUUCUUGGGCAUCAGCUUGCUGGUCAUCUCUCUCUUCGUUUGCAGCAAUUGGACGUGCGUUGUGAGACCAAGACAAAGGACAACGUAUUUGUUAACGUCGUUGCAUCUAUUCAAUAUCGUGCUCUAGCAAACAAAGCAGAUGAUGCUUUCUACAAACUCACCAACACGAGGUCUCAAAUCCAGGCCUAUGUCUUCGACGUGAUUAGAGCUAGUGUUCCAAAGCUGAAUCUGGAUGCUGCUUUUGAGCAGAAGAAUGAAAUUGCAAAAGCAGUGGAAGAUGAGCUCGAAAAAGCUAUGUCUGCAUACGGUUAUGAGAUUGUGCAAACGCUCAUUGUUGACAUAGAACCAGAUGUGCAUGUGAAACGGGCAAUGAAUGAAAUCAAUGCUGCUGCAAGAAUGAGAGUGGCAACUAAUGAGAAGGCAGAGGCUGAGAAGAUUUUGCAAAUUAAACGAGCUGAAGGUGAGGCUGAGUCAAAGUAUCUCUCUGGGCUGGGUAUAGCUCGCCAGCGUCAAGCAAUUGUAGAUGGUUUGAGAGACAGUGUGCUGGGGUUCUCCGUCAAUGUUCCAGGGACGACUGCAAAGGAUGUCAUGGACAUGGUCCUUGUCACUCAGUAUUUUGACACCAUGAAGGAGAUCGGCGCUGCCUCUAAAUCCUCCACCGUGUUUAUUCCCCAUGGACCUGGUGCUGUACGGGAUGUAGCUUCUCAGAUUCGUGAUGGACUUCUUCAGGGUUCUUAUCAGUAGUCCGGUUCUUCUACAAGCUUUUUAUCGCUCAUCUGCAGGAACUUCUUUUGGGUCAUUACGACGUGCUUUAUUUGUUUAUAGUUUUCUUUUCAUGGUUUAAUUGUUUAAUACUGUAUAUGUGAGCAUUUACGAUUUCUGGUGAGCGUAUAAUGAUCUUAUACAAUGAGAGAAUUAUUCGUGUAAACAUGAAUCUUGUACAGUUUUGCCUUUUUCAGACAGACUUAAAAGCGUUUUUAUUUGUCGAGUGCA